AUGAUACAUAAUACCAUUGAAAAUAAAGAAUUUUUCAAUAUCUAUAAUUCUGAACAAAUAUUUUACCUAACUCAAACAACAAUCAAAGAUAUUCUAUUAACUGUAAAGCUUAAUAUCUUUAGUUACUCUUGGAUAACUACUACUACUACUAAUACUACUACUACUACUACUACUACUACUACUACUACUACUACUACUACUACUACUACUACUAUUACUACUACUACUACUAUUACUAUUACUACUACUAUUACUACUAUCCAACUGUUAUCUACGUUAUUAUAUUGUCUAGCUUUAUAA
Schistosoma rodhaini is the source of this 300-nucleotide messenger RNA. The record is from the annotation of a GenBank genome assembly. NCBI's taxonomy places the organism in Eukaryota, Metazoa, Platyhelminthes, Trematoda, Strigeidida, Schistosomatidae.